CCCUUGCUCCUUACCCUCUUGGGCUGUACUGCUUGUGCUUCUCCGGCGAGGUAGCUUUGUGGGUUUUUUUUCAUUGAGCUGCACCGUAAAAUAACUGUUCAGGAUGGCGGUGUGUUGUUUCUCCGGCAACUGUUUUUGUUGAUUUGCCAUGAUGUGCGUGUUUAUGUGAUUUCCGGUGUACUACAUCAUGGGUAAAGUCCAGAGCAAGCAAGGUGACUGCAUUGUUGUGAACGCACAUUUCAACCCAGUCUGCCAGCUGGAUGAUGACCUUCAAGGGCAGAAACCACAGGCACAAAAGUUUGCAUGUUCGGAACUUUCACUCUCACUUUGUGAUGAUGCAAAUUGCAAGCCAAAUGCAAGUUUCCAGGAUGAAAAGUAUCCACUGCAUGAGGAAGAUGGCAGCAUAGGCAGCACAGAGAAGACCACAUCACCUUCUGCAACAGAGGAGGAGGAACAGCCAGAAAAAGCGGAGGAGGAGAAAAGUGAAAAGGAGGAGAAAGAGAGUAGCAGAAUACCUAAGCUCUCUUGUAAUAUGUCUUUGGAAGAUGAAGAGAAACAAGAAUUCUGUUUCACCCUCUAUGAUUUCAAUGGCCAUGGGAAGGUCACAAAAGAUGACGUGGUUGGUCUUGUGCGAUCAAUCUACGAUGCGCUUGGGAAAAAAAGUUUACCAAAAUCCGGAAGUCGAACCAUCAAAGUUCGCUUGGCUAUCAGUCCCGACGAUGGAUGCGAAGACAAGAGAGAUGUUGCAGAAGGUGAACCUUUGCAUCUUCAUUCUGAAAGGAGAGCAUCGUCUGAAUCCUCCAGAAACAACAGCAUGACGACAGCAUCUACACUGCUCACAGACAGUGUUACGGUUGCCUCUAAGAAACAUGAGUCUCGUUCAUCUGCAACUAAUCGGAAGGUAGCACCACAUGUUGCCUAUAACUCCGGGAGUGGAAGCAGUUGUAAAAACAACGGAGGUGGGCAUUGCUCCCCAGUUGCAAGUAGGUCACGGAGGUUCAAGUCCAGUUCCUUUCAACGUCAAGAGCUUAUUCAGUGGUUGAGAGAAAGUGCUGAAAAAGCAAGUCAUGAAUCAGCUGCUGUGCAUGACAAUUGGAAGCAUCAGCAGUGCCAAUUUAAGCAUAGUGAACACGUCAGCAGCAGUGCUCAUCCGCGGCUUCGUGUGCCACGUCCAGCAACUCCCGUGGACUCACCCACGUGCCCCUAUCGGCUGCUGGAUCACACGCAUGACUGUGGUGCAAGUAGUUCAUCACAUAUACCAUCGUACCUAAAUCGUCAUCAUCGACAACGAUCUCAGUCACAAGAGGAGGAGGCUUCACCCAGGCAUGGUCCCUGUCGGGGACCGUGCCGAGGUUCGCCAGGCUCGCAUCACCAUUACCGCCACAGAGAACGAGACCUCGAACGGCAGAGGGCCAUGCGCCAGGUUGCUAGCUGGAUUGAACGGGAGCACUUGGGAAAAGGUUUGGACCACGGGCGUGCAGGAAGAGUGGUUGUGGAACGACACGAACAUCAUCACUUGCAUGAACAUGUUCAUCAUCAUUACCAUCAUUAUGUGGACUGACAUGUAUGCUGAAUGGGUUUGAACUAAUACUGUACCCAUGUGGCUCUGUGCCUACUGUGGACCCUCUCUGUUGCAAGGGCAGAAUAAGUGGUCUCUGUCUUUGCAGUAUUCCUCAUGGAAGUGGUUAUCAUUGCUAUAGGUUAGGUCUUUAGCCAUGCAAAAUUGUAUCCUGCAGUAAAAUCAUAAGUUACGCCAAUUUAAAAGUGUGGCAUGGACCGGGAUGCUACAUGUG
Messenger RNA from Ornithodoros turicata, 1793 nucleotides. It is a transcript of the gene nkd, whose product is annotated as protein naked cuticle homolog 2-like. Gene Ontology annotation, cellular component: cytoplasm. Bases 188 to 1561 code for a protein of 457 amino acids. Gene Ontology annotation, biological process: negative regulation of Wnt signaling pathway. NCBI's taxonomy places the organism in Eukaryota, Metazoa, Arthropoda, Arachnida, Ixodida, Argasidae. Gene Ontology annotation, molecular function: calcium ion binding. The record is from RefSeq and is a predicted model, not a curated record. The transcript is spliced from 8 exons.